Messenger RNA from Gossypium arboreum, 936 nucleotides. RefSeq lists its product as uncharacterized. Gene Ontology annotation, molecular function: zinc ion binding; nucleic acid binding. Lineage: Eukaryota; Viridiplantae; Streptophyta; Magnoliopsida; Malvales; Malvaceae. The record is from RefSeq and is a predicted model, not a curated record. The transcript is spliced from 2 exons. Bases 1 to 936 code for a protein of 311 amino acids.
AUGAGAGGGAAUUCUCGAGACUCAGUAGAUAUGCCUCAGAGUUUAUUCCAACCUGAAGUCGACAAUUGUAAGAGAUUUUUACGGGGUCUACGAGAUGAGAUCAAAUUACAGUUGGUAUCUCAACGUAUUACUGAAAUGGUAGACUUGAUUGAGCGAGCUAAAAUGGUAGAGCAAGUGUUGGGCUUUAUUAAAAAGACUGAAAGUGUUAGACCAGCUGGGAAGCGUACGGGAACUACCAUCUCGAAUCCUCAGCCGAAAAGACCAAAAGAAUAUCAGGGUGGUUGGAGAUUCAGUUUUAGAUCAGACAGAGAAUGUGGACAUUGUGGAAAGAGACAUUUGGGUGAAUGCUGGAAAGUGACCAGAGGUUGUUUCCAUUGUGGGUCGACGGAGCAUUUUGUUAAAGACUGUCCAAAGAAUAAAAAUGAUACUCUUGUCACAUCACAGAAAUCAGUAUCUACUGCUCGAGGCAGAGGUCUAGGUAGAGGUAGUUCGGUUGCCAGAGGAGGAGCUGGUAGAAGGAAUAGUGAUAUUAUUACUCAGCAGUCUGAAGCCAGAGUACCAGCUAGAGCUUAUGUGGUCAAAACUCAUGAAGAAGGCGAUGCUCACGAUGUGGUAACAGGUAUAUUUUUACUGUAUUUUGAGCCUGUUUAUGCUUUAAUUGAUCCUGGAUCUUCACAUUCUUAUAUUAAUUCAAAAUUAAUUGAGUUGAGAAAAUUAAAAUCCGAAAUGUCUAGAGUGUCUAUUGAGGUGUCGAGUCCGUUGGGGCAAACAGUGUUAGUGAAUCAGGUCUGUCCAAGAUGCCCGUUGAUUAUACAGAAUAAAACUUUUCCGGUUGACUUGUUGAUUAUGCCAUUUGGAGACUUUGAUAUAAUAUUUGGGCAUGGAUUGGUUAUCAGAAUAUGGGGUGAUUUUGGAUUGUUACAAAAAGAGGUUUAG